This is a messenger RNA of Puntigrus tetrazona (Sumatra barb), 2418 nucleotides long. RefSeq names its product psychosine receptor-like. Gene Ontology annotation, molecular function: G protein-coupled receptor activity. The transcript is spliced from 3 exons. Bases 225 to 1133 code for a protein of 302 amino acids. NCBI's taxonomy places the organism in Eukaryota, Metazoa, Chordata, Actinopteri, Cypriniformes, Cyprinidae. Gene Ontology annotation, biological process: G protein-coupled receptor signaling pathway. Gene Ontology annotation, cellular component: membrane. The record is from RefSeq and is a predicted model, not a curated record.
GCAAACAAGGAAGUGAUGUUUGCUCGUAUUUCCUCCCUUGUGGAGGAGAUCGUUGUAGAUUGUGCAGUUCUUCCGUGUAUAUCUACACAUACAGCUUAUCAAAAUCAAUUAUUGUUGUCCUAGGGGCUGUUUCCUGAAUCACUGCACUUAUGAUUUUAGGCACAAUAUUGACCCGGCAACCAGUGACUGUUCAGCUUAAGCAUCGUAAAAAUGAAAAAUAGGCCAUGUAUACAAUAUCGCAGGUCAAUAUUACAUGCUGCCGUGAGAUGAACGCGAUGGACGAAUCGACGAACUCCAGCCUGAACGACACAGACUGCUACCCACAGGCCCACCCUGAAAAGAUGGCCUUCGUGGGCCUGCAGCUGGCCGUGAUCCUGCUCGGCGUCCCGUCCAAUGCCUUCUCCCUGUUUGUGUCGUAUCGGCUCAUCCAUCAGAAGAACGAGCUGGGCGUCUAUCUGUUCAACCUGGCGCUCUCGGAUUUCUUGUUUAUCGUGUUCUCACCGGUGUGGGUUCAAUUCGCCAUUCGCGACAUGUGGCUUCACGGCGAGGCGAUGUGCGUCGUUUGCGUUUUCCUGCUCUUCACGAACUUCUACACCAGCGCUGUGCUUCUGAGCUGCAUCGCUGUGGACCGCUACUUAGCCAUCGUUCACCCGCUGCAAUUCUGCACUUUUAGAAAGCGCAAGACCGCAGCCAGAGUGAGCGUUGCCGCUUGGAUUUUUACCGUCGCGUUCAAUGCAAUGACCGUGCAUCCAGACAGUGUCUACGAUAUGGAAAACUCAAUCUGCUUGGAUUUAUUUCCUUUGUCCAACAGGCAAAAAAUAGUCAACGUUGCUCGUUUUGCUGUAGGCUUCCUCGCUCCUGCAUUAGUUGUGGGUUUCUGUUAUUGGCGAAUAUAUUCGGAUGUGAAGAGAAACCAAACGCUUGGAUCGGUAGAGCGCCGCCACGUCUGCAGGCUACUUGGAUGCAUUUCGUUGACCCUUUAUUUGUGUUUCGGACCUUUGCACAUCAUGAUGGUUUUGAGGGUUGUGCUGGAGGAUUGUCCAUACCUAACUGGCUCUUCAUUGGAUAUAAGGUCUGCGCUUUACUCGCGAUGCUCAACUGCCUGGCUGAUCCGCUCCUGUACUGCUUCAUGAGCAGAACAGGGCAAGCCAGCGCUUCAAACGUGUUACUCAACCUCAAGAGAACGUGGAAGAAAGAGUGUCAAAAAGAGAUGGAACAACAAAACAAGCAAAUCCUCGGAACCGGCAUCGUUCCAAUCACACAUGCACCCAUUAUGACCGAAUUCAGGGCUUGACGGCUUCUGAUGGGAUCGUGCCGAUGUUUAUAUAUUCUAUACUGUUUUGAAAGAGACUGGAUUAAACAGGAAUAAAAUGAAACUUUAUAAGCUUAAGAAAGGAAAGGUUGACAUUUAAACGGAAUGGGCCAUGUCCAAUUACGAAAAGCCUUGGAUUAUGAGAAAUGAGCGUUUCAUUUCGGUUUCACUUUCACACCGUCUACUUCCCUAAUAUUUCGCUCAUAUCUGAAGUGUAACAAUAAAUAUAUAUUUGAUAUACUAUACAAGGCUUUGUCCAACAUUGCAAGUUUUUGUUUUAAUUUGGUUUAUUAUUUACACCCACUUUCAAGAGAUCGGUUUAAACAGACAGACUGUGAAUGAAAACUGCUAUGAUUACUCAUUUUAUUUUAACAAUAUAGAUACAUGAUAUUCACAUACACAGUUCAGGGGACAACACAGCACAACACAAACAGCUACUCGAAUAAUGUUCUGCCACCAAAUAGGCCCCGCCCACAAAAUAAUGUCUGCCUUCAAAUGAGCUUGAUUGACAGGCGAUCUGACCAAUCAGAAUGUGUAUAUUGUGCUGCUAUCCGCCAUUUUGCCCAGCUUUUCUCCAUAGACAGAAGAGUAGAAUCACUUCUGUGGACUUAAACUUAAAAAGCUGUGUGCCACAAUAGACAUAAAACACUUUCUGAUGUUCGUUUUUUUUCAUUUUGUGUUUUGUGUAAAUAUGGAAAGACGAUCGGUUCAUGUGUUGACACUAAAUGGAAAAAUUUUCGAUAUACUGAUUCAUUCAAUAACACACGUUUCAUUUUUUAAACAUCUUAAGCUCUAAAAUAAAGUGUUAGGCUUAACAGAAUCUUUCUGGGGAGGAAACGCAGCGAUUGAUGUCGUUUAUUUACAAAGACAAAAAUUAAACUACUGUUUAUUUCAACAAAUUGUUGAAGACUAACCAAAAUUAAAAAAUAUUUAGCUUGUAAUUUCUGCACAGACAAUAUAUUAUUAAUAUAUUAGCAUUGCUAUCCGCCCCAAAAUCAGCAGCGAAAAUCCAAUAUCGUGCAUCCCUACGAUUGCAUACAUCUCUAUAAACCAAAAACAAAGAAAGCGCUAGUUUAACAAACAAAAGUUACUAAAAUGUUAACUAG